UUAGCAACUCUGGUAACGCGAAAUUUCUUGUAUUAUUUACGUAUUUGGAACAAGUUCGUGAUACUAAACACAGACUAAACGUUGGCUACGGAGUGGAUAAGAUAGAGUGCGCAAUGUCGACGCAAAAUACGGAAAAUGAGGAAAACGCUGCUCCUAAAUCAAAACGACCUUCAGAUUCGGCAUUCAAACAACAACGCCUACCUGCCUGGCAACCUGUGCUAACUGCACGCACCGUUUUACCUACGUUCUUUGUUAUUGGCGUGCUAUUUAUACCCAUUGGCGUUAUCCUUUUACAUUUUUCCAAUGCGUCUAAUGAGCUGAUAAUUGACUAUACAAGAUGCAUGGAAGAUGGUGGAACUCAGGCUUGUGCGGACCUCUUGCCAAACAAAACGAAUGAGAAUUACAGAUGUAAAUGCAAGAUUAACUUUACGCUUACCGAAGAUUUUAUAGGCGAUGUGUACAUGUACUAUGGACUUACCAACUAUUAUCAAAAUCAUCGACGUUAUGUUAAAUCUCGGGACGAUGAGCAACUGCUGGGCCGACUGUCGCAAACCCCCAGCUCGGAUUGCACACCCUUUGCCUUUGCUGCUGAUGGCAAACCCAUUGCACCUUGCGGAGCCAUUGCUAAUUCUCUAUUUAAUGAUACGUUAACCUUGAGCCAAGGCAGCAGUAAUAUCACAUUGUUAAAUACGGGCAUUGCAUGGCCAUCGGAUAAGCGUGUUAAGUUUCGUAAUCCUGAAGGCAAUUUGGAGGCCGCAUUGGUUGGUUUUGAGAAACCCAUAUUUUGGCAAAAACCGCUCUAUAAAUUGGAUGAAACUAAUGAGUCGAAUAACGGUUUCCAAAAUGAGGAUCUGAUUGUUUGGAUGCGUACAGCCGCUUUGCCAAGUUUCCGUAAAUUGUAUCGACGAUUAGAUCAAAGCAAUAACACAUAUUCAAAGGGCCUCAAGGCUGGCGAAUAUACACUGCAUGUGGAGUACAAUUAUCCUGUGGUUUCAUUUGAUGGCACCAAGCGCAUGAUUUUAUCCACAACUUCAGUAUUGGGUGGCAAGAAUCCAUUCUUGGGUAUUGCAUAUAUUGUGGUAGGCGCUAUAUGUGUUACGCUUGGAUUGGCACUACUCUUUAUUCAUAUGCGUUGCAGCCGCAGCAGCAACAUGGAUAUGAUAAACGUUAAUCCACAUACGCAGUACUCAUAGAGGCUGCGAAAGACACACAACUAUGCACCAAUCACUUAGAAAUAGUAGAAGUAUCUUGUUUAAUAAGCAUAAUGAUUUAUUUAUGUAUUGUAUGUCCUUCUAACAGAAAACCCAAAUAGUUUCUAUUAUUAUGUAUUAUACUGUUUUGGCACCAUCGACUGUGCUCCAUUGUUACCAUUUUUUGUAAUUAAUGUUUUGUACUUUUUCUUUUUGUUUAUUAUUAAUAUCAACAAUUGAUAGUUAUGUUUGUGCACCUGCACCUAACAUUCACCUACAUAUGUACAUAUGCGACCAAUGACACCGCUUUCAGGCCAAAUAUAAAAUCAAAAACAAUACAAUACAAUUAAUCAAAAUUAAACAACUGCCUGCCAGACAGUAGCAUUAAGACGACACAAAGAUAAUGUUUUGGUGUGCCAUGUGCGUUCAGGCUGUUGCAUUGAAUAUGAUAUUUUAUUGUAAUAGUGCUUGUGCUAAAUAAAAAGUUGGUCCUAUU
Drosophila busckii is the source of this 1686-nucleotide messenger RNA. It is a transcript of the gene CDC50, whose product is annotated as cell cycle control protein 50A. Bases 114 to 1193 code for a protein of 359 amino acids. Gene Ontology annotation, cellular component: plasma membrane; endoplasmic reticulum; Golgi apparatus. The transcript is spliced from 6 exons. The record is from RefSeq and is a predicted model, not a curated record. NCBI's taxonomy places the organism in Eukaryota, Metazoa, Arthropoda, Insecta, Diptera, Drosophilidae.